Molecule: messenger RNA, 654 nt
Organism: Lingula anatina
Lineage: Eukaryota; Metazoa; Brachiopoda; Lingulata; Lingulida; Lingulidae
Product: carbohydrate sulfotransferase 11
Source: RefSeq, a predicted model, not a curated record
AUGUCUGACAAAGCUCACAAAGUUUGGAAGGAAGAAAGAACCCUAUACCAGUACCUCACCCCAGCUAUAAAGAACUUUGAAGAAACCACAAAACGUCUGCUAGAAAAUUACACAAAAGUUCUGUUUGUGCGACACCCCUUCGAGCGUCUCGUCUCCUAUUAUCGAAUGAUGUUUCAUUUCACUUCCUUCGAAAGUGACGAUGUCAGUGGGAUUUCUUGGCACCUCUUCAAUCGCGUUCGGCGUCUGUUUCAUCGCCCAAUGAUUCCGCGAGAUCGUUCCAAAAAUCUCACCCAACUGUUCCCAUUCAGGGAUUUCAUUCAGUUUGUUAUUGACCACGCAAAAAAUACCAAAGAUGGCUCCUGGAAAGUUGAUGGCUAUGUGGACACCCACUGGUUGCCUAUAUCAGAACAGUGCUUUCCCUGCCAGGUGCGCUAUGACAUCAUAGGCAAAUUGGAAAACUUUGACGAAGAUCUUGACCAAGUAGCAAAACACAUCGGUAUUCGUCAGAAAAUUCUUUAUCCUUCUUCUAUGAAACGGAAAACAUACGGACACGUCAAAGAGGCCUUUAAAACGCUGUCGCCCCAGCAGAUCACGGAAUUAAAGAGAAUUUACAGCCGAGAUUUCAAACUUUUUAAUUAUGAGCAUGAUGAGUGA